Paraglomus brasilianum is the source of this 546-nucleotide messenger RNA. The record is from the annotation of a GenBank genome assembly. Lineage: Eukaryota; Fungi; Glomeromycota; Glomeromycetes; Paraglomerales; Paraglomeraceae.
AUGACUUCACUUGAGCAAAAAGGAGACAUCGCUAUUUAUGACGCUUUUAAUACUUAUAUGGAUAUAGACUUCUUGAGGCGUACUGUUAUAGAAGAGGACGUUGAAACUAAAGCCAUGUCAAAUUUGGAUUUUUUCCAACAUUAUAUCAAACCAGAGCCGGUGAAUUACAAAGAAGAUAAUUAUGACUCUAUGUGUGCUGUCUGUCCGAGCUCAUUAACUGAAAAUUCUGCUACUUCUACGCAAAAGGCUGGACAGCCUUCGAGGCCGCUAGUCAUUGCUACUAAAAAUUUUGAUACGGACAAUGUUAUAAAGCAAAACGAAAAUAAUAUAGAUCAGAAAAUGUCUUUGAAGGAAAGGCGAAAGCUGCGGAACAAGAUUUCAGCUAGAAACUUUCGAGCACGAAGGAAAGAAUACAUCCAACAUCUGGAAGCAACCGUGCAAGAACAACAGAAUGAGAUACUCCUACUCAAUCAGACACUGGCAUAUUUUAAAGAAAGUAACUCAAGAUUAACGCACGAAGUGGAACAACUACGUGAAGGCCAUUAA